This is a messenger RNA of Pungitius pungitius (ninespine stickleback), 2858 nucleotides long. RefSeq names its product interleukin 4 induced 1 (gene il4i1). Bases 814 to 2439 code for a protein of 541 amino acids. The transcript is spliced from 9 exons. Lineage: Eukaryota; Metazoa; Chordata; Actinopteri; Perciformes; Gasterosteidae. Gene Ontology annotation, biological process: amino acid catabolic process. Gene Ontology annotation, molecular function: L-amino-acid oxidase activity. The record is from RefSeq and is a predicted model, not a curated record.
GACAUGAGCGCCUCUGUGACGACAGCCUCGGCUGCUUUGUUUACUUCCGGUAUGGUGACGUCAGUGGCUCCGACGCGCCCUUAAUGCUUUGGAAGACCCAACACUUCACAGCUGAACCCCCCCUCAGACUAAUCACACGUAACAUGGCCGACAUUACUCAGUUCAGCGACCUCAGUGUUUUCAUGCAGACUGACAUAAACCCUAACCCCGCGACCUCCCCUCACGCCGCAUCGCUCCAUCGCCUGGUGACGUAGCGCCUCACCUCGACAGGUAGAGUCUGUCUCCGGUGGAGUCAACUGGGAAAGACAUGCCACUCAUUACCAGUUACUCAGCAACCAGCUCACGAAAAAUGACACGAAUCUGUUUAGUGAGAAUAAAAUGUAACUCUUCUUUAUUCGAGUAACCGGUCGUAUUCGGACACAACAAAGAUUCUGUGGAUCUUCGGCUUUUAUUUACGUGAAGACGUUUUAUCGUCUGCUCCAGACAGAUAUCACACGUCUUUUUACGGGGAAGCUGCCAAAAACUAUUCCAAUACACCAAAAAACACAGGACGUUUGUGAUGGAAAGACUCGUAGUUGAGUGUGAAGCGUUCCGGGUCCCGAGCUGCGUCGGCUGGGAUAUUGAGAGAAGAUGGAGGAGACGAGGUCUGCUGAUGACCGUUAAUCUGAUUUGUUCAGUGUGGUUGACUCUCGAGCCGGUGUGGGAAAAUAUUUGCCUGGAGGCCCCCGAGGAGCCACACAGUCCGCCCCAUUGAGAGGGCGGCGGCCUUUCCUUUUAAACCUUCCUGCAGGCGUUGGAAGCCGGUCCUCGGCCAUGCAUCGGCUCGCCGCCACCUACGACACGUUCCCUCUGACACGGGUUUCCUGCUCUUCUGACGGUCGAGGGAGGAAACCGUGGAGCUCUGUUCUCAAGAUGAUCCCUCACGUGUGCAAGAUCUUCCCUCUGGUUCUGGUCGGGCUGGUGGUGUUCGCCGUGAGUGGGAUCUUUGCGGACCCCCUGAACGAGUGUCUGCAGGACGCAGACUACGGCGAGCUCCUGGACCUCGUGGUCAAAGGCCUCCCCGCCUCCAAGACGCCCAGCCACAUCGCCGUCAUCGGGGGGGGCGUCGCCGGUCUGACCGCCGCCAAGCUCCUGGAAGACGCCGGACACACGGUGACCAUCGUGGAAGCCAGCAGCCGCAUCGGAGGACGGGUGGAGACCUUCAGGGACAGCAGAGACGGCUGGUACGCAGAAGUGGGCGCCAUGAGGAUCCCCAGCUUCCACAAGAUUCUGCUCUCCUUCGCCUCCAAGCUACAGGUUCCCCUAAACCCCUUCAUCCAGCACGACGUCAACACCUACUACCUGAUCAACGGCGUGCGCCACAAGACGGGCGCCGUGGGCGACGCCCCCAACCUGCUGAACUACAGCCUGAGCGAAGGCGAGAGGGGGAAGUCGGCCGCUCAGCUCUUCAGUCAGACGCUCUGGAAGGUGCAGGACGACCUCAAGGCCGUCGGCUGCAGAGCAAUGAUGGAUAAGUACGACUCCUACACAGUGAAGGAAUACCUGGUGAAGGUGGGCAAUCUGAGUCGUGGUGCCCUGAGGAUGAUCGGAGACGUCCUGAACGAAAACAGCCUCUUCUACACGUCACUGAUAGAGAUGUUGUACAUUCAGGCAGACAUCAGCGACGGCACGGAGUACUUUGAGGUGUCUGACGGUUUUGAUCACCUCCCGCGGGCUUUACACCAGACGUUAAACGCCACCACCCUCUUCAGCUCCAAGGUCAAGCGGAUCAAUCAGACAGGCGGCGGCGUGACGGUGACGUACCAGGACGGGCGUGGCUCGGGCGCGCUGACCGACCUGGUGGCGGACUACGCCCUGGUCACGACUUCGGCCAAGGCGGCCGUCUUCAUCGACUUCCAGCCGCCUCUCUCCGCGGACAAGAUGGAGGCCCUGCGCUCGGUCCACUACGCCAGCUCCACCAAGGUCAUCCUCAGCUUCGCCGAGCGCUUCUGGGAGAAGGAAGGCAUCAGAGGAGGCAAGAGCAUCACGGACCGGCCGUCGCGCUUCGUCUUCUACCCCAGCCACGGCUUCCGGGGCACGGCGGCGGGGGCCCUGCUGGCCUCCUACACCUGCUCCGACGACUCCACCCUCUUCCAGGGCCUGAGCGAGGAGGAGCUGAUGGCCGUGGUGCUGGAGGACUUGGCCAAGAUCCACGGGGAGCACAUCAGGCCCCUGUGGACGGGGGGCCUGGUGAAGAAGUGGGGCCUGGAUCCGUACAGCCUGGGGGCCUUCGCCCUGUUCACGCCCUACCAGCAGGGCCAGUACGCCGCCGAGCUGUUCCAGAGCGAGGGCCGGGUGCACUUCGCCGGGGAACACACCGCCACGCCGCACGGCUGGAUCGAAACCGCCAUGAAGUCGGCACUCAGGGCGGCGAGGAACAUCAACGCGCUCGCGGUGUAGGCGGUGAGCAGAGGAGAACAUCUCGUGGGGUCCGUCCCACCCGCCGGUCCAGUGGCACAUGUCAUUUUUAGCAUCUUUGUGUUUUGUACAUAUUCAUUGAGGCGUAAAGGCUCCACUGUUCCACGAUGCAUGCAGAGGAAGCGCCGUGAUUUUAACACAAUGAGUUUAUCUCAGCACUGGUGAUUCCGCUGAUUGCUUUUUUACAUUUUAGACUCUUCAUUGUUUGUCAGAUAAUUGUGAAGAAAAAGUGUCCAAGAGUCAAAGAUUGUGUUCUGAUUUGUUUGUUUAUUCCAAAAUGGCAUAAUUUAACGUAAGUUAUUUCAUUACUCUAUCAAUGUUUGUUUUUUUCUUUCAAUUGACUAUAACAAAUAGUUGACUGUUAAAACAAUAUUUACAUAUUAAUGUGUUUAAUAAAGAAA